AUUAUUUGGAGGAUCAUGUCCUAAACAAAACGAGGCCGGUUUGCGGGGGGAUGUGCAGAUGCUUCUGUUAUGUCUACGUAUGAACUAGGUGGAGAUUGCAGAAUCGUGCACUUUGCUCGGUUGACUAAUCUGGGGCUAGUGCAAAGAUAUUGUGUUGCAUAAGUUAAACAGUAAUUACCCUAUACGUUCAGUUGUUGUAAUGCUGAUGGUAGCCUAUGUUUGCUUUUCAUCACUGGUGGUUUGUACAAAGCGUAGACCACAGGCUUAGACCGACCACAAGUAGUUUAUUUAAGGGAUAGUGUGGCAUGGCGUCUUAUAUUACUAGUACUGGCCGGCAUGUUGAGGGCAGGCCUGUCUGGUCUUUGACAGUGAAGGUCUGGUGCCGCUUUUGAAUUGAUAAGGAAAUAAGUCUACCGAGACGAUAUAAAAACUGAUUUGCAUGUCUGUACUUGUGAAGAGACGCGGUGAAAUUAAUCUGCUUAUGCCUAUACCCUUUGAAUGCAUAACGUUGCUGUACAACCUACUCUGGAGUUUUUUUAAGCGGGCAAAUAAUCCCUCUAAACAUGAAUAACACAAUUACGAAAAAAUUAACAUGUUGUUAAAAUUCUGGGAUGGUAACUGUGUUUGGAAUAAAAACCAGCAUAUACAGGGGGUCCCCAGAACCGAGGUAGGGAACCACUGCUUUUGAGGUUUCAAACUGGUCAACUGGAUAUUUAUAAGGCUAUGCCAGCAAACGCACACUAGGGGGCAGCAACGAUUGAAGAUGGCUGCACCGUCUUCAUUUUAUUUCACCUUGAGAUGCGGGAUCAUAGGUGUUUUGGAAAUGAACUUGUCCACAUUUUUGUUGUGGUUCUUAGAACGUUGUGUGUCUUGAGAAUAUUACAUUAUCCUGUGUUAUUCAGACAGCAUUUGUCUUGCAUAUCCAUGGUACCCAAUCACAGUAAGUUAUCAAAUAAUAUUCUGUAAUUAAUACAUUUUUCUGUCUGCUUUCAGGUGCCAGUUGGUAACAGUACCACAGAGUAUUGAGCCCAAAAGUCAUGACCUAGUUUCAAUAAAACCAGCCUUCAGCCUGCAUGUCCAAAACAUUUGUAUAAUGUUAAACAUGGAUAAAGAAAUGUUUUGAUAUAUACAAUAUUAGCCUCACAGAGGAAAUAUUAGCAUUUGAUUUCAUUCAUUGACUUAGAGGACCAUUAAGCUGAAACUUCACGAAACUCCCUGUGGCUGAUAUAAGUGAUGUAUUAACGCGAAACUGACAUUAAUGUGGAAACAUUGCUCCAACUCCAGCUUCAUAAAUUUUACAGCGUAGUUCAGCCACGCCCCCUGAUGCUCCAUAAGUCAUGUGAGGGAUCGGAACCCUGUUGUGUUACCAGGGAAACCAAAGAGGUCUGUCAAUCAGGGGGCUGGUCACCCACAGUGGUAAUGAGGCUAGGCCUAUUUCAUUCUUUUUCUAUUUUUUUUUUUACCAAUGAAUUAACAAAAAAAAAAAAAAAAUCUAAUGUGAUAUAGAUCCUUUGAAUCAAAUUAGCUCCAGAUCACUCAAAAGAGUUUACAAGAGAUGGUCUUAAAGUGUAGAACAAAUUUAACUUUAAUAUUCUAUGUAGAUUCUGUUUUAAGCCUAGUCAUCACCAAAGCCUCUGAAGAAAUCCCAUUUCCACUAAACGUCGUAUAUUGCUGUUCUUAUUUGUAAUUUCAAUCCUGAAAUCGAAAUAAUGAUCUACCAAAAAAUGUCAUCCAUGCAUCAUGUUCCUAGAUUAAUUCAUCAGAUUAAGUUGAUAUUUUAAUAUUUAUAGGAAUUAACCAUUGCAUUCGGUCAUACUUUUCACAUGCGCUAAAUCUGGACAGCUUGAUCUUUAAUGUUCUAAUAGCAAAACAUAUAACAUAUAAUAUGAUGAUAAGAACAGGCCAUUCAGCCCAACAUGCUCGCCAUUUCCCUACCACUGAAGUGUAGGUCUACCUAGCGCUCGGUUUACCCACAAACUAGAUAAUAUCUAGCACCAUGUGAAAACCUGGUCUUGUAAACAGAGUUUAUGACUCUCCUACAUGACCUGGCAAGCUAUUCCACACAGCAAGUAGUACUCUCUGUGUAGAAAAAAAUACUUUCUAACUAUCUGUGCGGAAUUUACCUUCUGCCAAUUUUAAUUUAUGCCCCACGUGAAGGUGCUUACUGAAAAACACUCAAAAAACAAAAAAAAAAAACAAUAGCGCAUGCACGCGUGUGUAGCCCUACUUUCCUUCUCAAGUUAGCGCUAGAUUUGUGGAGAUAUUCCGCUCAUAAUAAGCUAUGAGUAUCGUAUUACGCUCAAACUGGUAGCUGAGGUAUCUCUGUGACCUCAGGCACACUGAACAUUGUGUUUCCGCUCGUUGCCCGAGAGCUCACAAAAGGAAGCAUUCAAUCGAGAGUCUGCUGUAAACACAGAAUAAAGUCGCUUAAAAGAACAGCACUUCCCCAGUCUGAGUAUUCAAGUUGACCACCUUUUACAUGUGCAGGUGGUUCUCCUACAAAAAAAACCAAGCUUGGUGGCCUAAAAGUGUCUUUCUCUUGCAGCCCAUGUUAAGCUAAUAGAAAUUAUUUUUUAUUGCUGUUUGAUUUUAGUUAUUUGCUGGACUAUUUGUGUAAAUUAAGUCCUUUUAUUGUUACAGAUGUGUCACAAUUGCAAGUAUGUUAAUUUGCCGAGAGGUUCAUAUUUAUGGCUCGUAUUUGAUAAUGUACUUAUCUACAUAAUUGGGGGCUUCACCUCAACACGUUUUAGCGUCAUUGAACGACCUUCACAGAUAAUGACGUUUUUGUGGAUUCUGUCAACAUUGGCUCUCGCGGCCCUGCGUGGCGGAACAGGGUUCAGGAAACGGAGCUGCUCGCGGCGCUCGCUCACACGCUUCUGUACGGUAUCAGAAGACAAGUGCUCAGCAGCAGCAUUGAGCUGUUGUGGUACGACAAAGCUGGAGUUGCAGGCUGCAAAUGCUCGUGUCGCUUUAAUCCGAACCGCGCAUUGACCAGGUUCCUGUAAACUGAUAUGGUUUUACGGGAUCGGCCAGCGCAUUCAUGAAGCCAUAAUCAAACAACCGUGCCACUAAUCAAGGAGCAAAACUGGCUGACAGGAUACAACCGCGUUAUUUGUUUAUGCAAUGUAUCUGUCGCUCUCGCAUCGUACCGUGCCGAGCGAAUACUCCCUCUUGGCAGAAGAUCCGCAUCCACACUGCCGGGUUGAAGCACGCCGGAAUGCCGAUAGUUGUCUGUCAGUAGCAAUAUAAUUUUAAGUCAGGUGCUACACAGAUAUUAUUUAUCAGGGACGACGCUUAAAAAAAAAAAUAACAACAACGACGACGACAACAAUUUCCUCUAAAGACUCUGGAUUACACGUUGCGACGAAAUCUUCAGGAGAUUUUUUUCCCCCUUGUCAUUUGGUUUACAGACUGUAUUUAAAACCAGGGGCGCAAACCAUUUAAGGUUUGCGUUGGGUCGUGUCGCUGCCGAAUCACCAAAUCAACUUGUGGGGAAACGGGGAGAUGGAUCCCGAGCAGCGGAGCCAGAAAGACCCGGACCCAGCGGGGGCAAUCAGAGCAGUUUCAGCGCCAGGCCCUUCUUCUGCACCCUCAAAAUCAGCCAAUCCAGCUGCCCCAGCAUCUGCCCCGCAAUCCACUCCGGCAUCUGCCCAGCCAACUGGCUCAGCAACCACAGCAGCAACCGCUCCAGUAACUGCCACGGCAAACAUUCCAGCAACCGCCCCAACAACCGGCCCAACAACUGCCCGUGCAGCUACCCCAGCAACAGCCCCAGCAACCACUCCAGCUACUGCCCCAGUAACUGCCCCAGCAACCACUCCAGCAACUGCCCCAGUAACCGCCCCAGCACCCACUCCAGCAACUGCCCGUGCAACUACCCCUGCAACCGCUCCAGCUACUGCCCCAGUAACUGCCCCAGUAACUGCCCCAGUAACCACCCCAGUAACUGCCCCAGUAACUGCCCCAGUAACUGCCCCAGUAACUGCCCCAGUAACCACCCCAGUAACUGCCCCAGUAACUGCCCCAGUAACCGCCAACAGGGCGCGGAAGCUCGAGAGGGCCCCCAGAGCACAGUCAUCGACUGCGGGCUCUGAGCCCAAACCCACAGAGGCGACCCAGCCCCCUGCAGCCCCUUCCAACACCCCCCACCCCAGGCCACCGAGGUACGGGCCCACCCCCUCUGCAGCGAAGCCCCCAGAGCCCACCCCAGCAAAGGGACCACCGGGGCUAUCGCCCAGUCCGAAUGUCCGACCCCACCCGCUAGGGUCCCGGAGCCCCAUCUCAACGAGGGCUGCCUCUGUGCCCCAUCCUCCCCCCACCAGCCCCGUCCCGCCCCACCUCAGCCCCCAACCACAGAGGGCCUUCUCAGUGGCAGGUACAGCAGACACCCAGCCCCAGCCUGUGGAGGACUUCAGGGUGCACAUAAUCACAUGGAACGUUGGGUCGGCUGUGCCUCCCGAUGACAUCAUUUCCCUUUUGGGGCUGAACGUGAGCGAUGGGAACACGGACAUGUACAUCAUCGGGCUGCAGGAAGUGAACUCCAUGAUCAACAAGCGUCUGAAGGACGUGCUGUUCACGGACCAGUGGAGCGAGCUGUGCAUGGACACCCUCAGUCCCUUUGGAUACGUGCUGGUUACGUCCCAGCGGAUGCAGGGGGUGCUCCUGCUGGUGUUCGCCAAAUACUACCACCUGCCUUUCCUGAGAGGGGUGCAGACGGAGAGCACCCGCACAGGCCUGGGGGGCUACUGGGGCAACAAGGGCGGGGUCAGCGCCCGCAUGACGGUGUUCGGCCACUCGGUGUGCUUCCUGAACUGCCACCUGCCCGCCCACAUGGAGAACUCGGAGCAGCGCAUGGACGACUUCGACAGCAUCCUGCAGCAGCAGCAGUUCGAGGGCCAGGCGGCUUCGGGGGUGCUGGACCACGAUGUGGUUUUCUGGUUUGGGGACUUGAAUUUUCGUAUCGAGGACUAUGAGAUGCACGUUGUGAAGGGAGCCAUUGACAAUAACAGACUCUCUCUGCUUUGGGAGAAAGACCAGCUCAACAUGGCGAAGGACAGCGAGCAUGUUUUGGAAGGGUUUCAUGAGGGUCCCCUCAAAUUUCCUCCUACUUACAAAUUUGAUGUUGGGACGCACACGUACGACACUAGUGGCAAGAAACGGAAGCCCGCCUGGACGGACCGCAUCCUGUGGCGGCUGAGGGCGGCGGCCCCGCCGGGGCCCCCGAACAGCGGCGGGCCGAGGCGCAGCCCCACGGCGGGGCUCACCAGCGGCACCAGGGUGACGCAGCACUUCUACCGCAGCCACAUGGAGUACACCGUCAGCGACCACAAGCCCGUCUCCUCCCUCUUCACCUUGCAGUUCCCAUAUAAGGUGGAUAUUCCCUUGGUGACUCUUACUGUGGAAGAUGAGUGGAACCAAGUGUCAGACGCCAAGGCCAAGUUCAAGAUGGCUGCCAACUACUCCCGCAGCUCCUGGGACUGGAUUGGACUGUACAAGGUCGGAUUCAAGCACCACAAGGAUUAUGCAGCCUAUGUGUGGGCCAAGCAGGAAGAGUCAGAUUACUUAACACAGGAAUAUCAGGUGACAUUUGACGAGGAGGAUUUGCCCAAGGGCUCUGGAGACUACAUCUUGGGUUACUAUAGCAACAACAUGAGCUCCAUCGUGGGAGUGACGGAACCCUUCCAGAUCCAGCUGCCCACGUCCAGCCCGGAGGCCAGCCCGUCGGACAGCUCCUAUUCCAGCGCGGAGGAGGACGGCGCCGGGGGGGCCCUCCUGCGCCCCACGUCCCGCAGCCCGAGCCCCGGCGGGUCCCAAACCCGCCGCCGCAGCCGCAGCCGGAGCCCCGCCCUGGCCAAGCUGCAGGGCCUGCGCCUCACGUCCCGCAGCCCCUCCCCCCGCCCCCCCGCCAGGAAGAAGAAGGAGCGGCGGGGCGACACGCCCGACGGCCUCCUGUCGCCCGCCGCCUCCAGCCCCCCCGCCUCCUCGUCCGCCAUGGGCGCCCUCGUCACCGCCAUCUCCGGCGAGCAGCUGUCCGCCCUGGCCGCCGAUCCCGCCGCGGAGAGCGGGGGGACGGGGUCGUCGUCGUAGCGCACGACCCGCCACCCCCACUCCCCCCCCGUAACCC
Messenger RNA from Anguilla rostrata (American eel), 6124 nucleotides. RefSeq names its product phosphatidylinositol 4,5-bisphosphate 5-phosphatase A-like. The record is from RefSeq and is a predicted model, not a curated record. Gene Ontology annotation, cellular component: cytoplasm; plasma membrane; ruffle. The coding region runs from base 3505 to 6087 and encodes 860 amino acids. NCBI's taxonomy places the organism in Eukaryota, Metazoa, Chordata, Actinopteri, Anguilliformes, Anguillidae. Gene Ontology annotation, molecular function: phosphatidylinositol-4,5-bisphosphate 5-phosphatase activity; phosphatidylinositol-3,4,5-trisphosphate 5-phosphatase activity. The transcript has 13 exons. Gene Ontology annotation, biological process: negative regulation of peptidyl-serine phosphorylation; phosphatidylinositol dephosphorylation.